AUGGGCACCGAUUUCUUGCCCAUUGAGGAUGAGCGACGUAUAACUAAUAGGUUAUCCAUCUCUUACCAUCGUAAGUACUACCCCUCGCUCAAUUUACACCAGUACAGAGGAUUUUGGUCCAGAAUAGACGAUUUAGGCAUUGUAUUUGACUUGAAAAACAUAAAAUUACGAGAGUUACAAGAUUCAUUACAAUGUAGGCGCCGUACUGCGUUUGUGAAACCAGAAGAGUUGGAUAACUUUGAAAUCAUCACUACGCCCAUAAAGGAUUAUGCCUAUAAAACCACUAAAUAUGGCGAAGUGUACUACUCUCCUCGGUACCAAGACGACAAAUAUAUUUAUCGCUACGUGCUCUUGUCACGGAGAGUUAAAAAAGAGGCUUAUCGCCUGUCGAAGAUGCAGCCUUCGAGCCUAUUAACAGAUGAGCAAAUCGUCCGCCAUCUGGGUAUCGAUUUGUCUCCAGGCUGGGAGCACUUCAUGAUUUACCGCAAUAAACUGGACGAACUUAUACUCCGUAGACCUAGGAACAAAUAA
This is a messenger RNA of Babesia microti strain RI, 531 nucleotides long. Its product is annotated as cyclin-dependent kinase regulatory subunit CKS1. The transcript has a single exon. Gene Ontology annotation, molecular function: cyclin-dependent protein serine/threonine kinase regulator activity. The record is from RefSeq and is a predicted model, not a curated record. Bases 1 to 531 code for a protein of 176 amino acids. NCBI's taxonomy places the organism in Eukaryota, Apicomplexa, Aconoidasida, Piroplasmida, Babesiidae.